This is a messenger RNA of Dipodomys spectabilis (banner-tailed kangaroo rat), 618 nucleotides long. Its product is annotated as CD209 antigen-like protein C. The coding region runs from base 10 to 618 and encodes 202 amino acids. NCBI's taxonomy places the organism in Eukaryota, Metazoa, Chordata, Mammalia, Rodentia, Heteromyidae. The record is from RefSeq and is a predicted model, not a curated record. The transcript has 6 exons.
GGCCCAACCAUGUAUGACCUUGAGGAAGAAAGGAGGCAAUAUCUGGGGUAUCAGAACCAAAGCUGCCUCCUCCUCGUCCUGCAGCUGGUCUCCAUCACACUCCUGGUUGGGCUUCUUGUGGCCAUCCUCCUUCAAGACUCCCAUGAUUUCACCUCUCAGGAGAAGGAGAGGAUCUACCAGGACCUCAUUGAGCUGAAGGCUGGAGUGGACCACCUCUGCCGACCCUGCCCCUGGGACUGGACGUUCUUCCAAGGAAACUGCUACUUCCUCUCCAAGACCCAAGGGAACUGGAAUUAUUCUGUCACUGCCUGCCAGGAAGUGGGGGCCCAGUUAGUCAUCAUCAAAAGUGAUGAUGAGCAGGGCUUUCUGGUGGAGAUCUCUAAGCAUAAACACCCCUCCUGGAUUGGUUUUUCAGACGUGAGACAGGAAGGCAAUUGGCUCUGGCUGGAUGGCUCACCUCUGACACAAAGACUCAUGAAGUAUUGGAAGCCAGACAACUCUGACAGCAAGGGAGAAGAUUGUGCAGAACUUAGAGGAUAUGAAUGGAAACACAACAAAUGUGUUCAGGAGAAAUUCUGGAUCUGCAAGAAGUCUUCAUUGUCCUGCUCCAGAGAGUGA